Messenger RNA from Phaedon cochleariae (mustard beetle), 2812 nucleotides. Lineage: Eukaryota; Metazoa; Arthropoda; Insecta; Coleoptera; Chrysomelidae. The record is from the annotation of a GenBank genome assembly.
AUGGAAGAUGACAUUUUGAAUUUUUGAGGUUAUCCUGGUUAUCAGAAAAUAGGGUUAUGUUUGUUAAUGUGACGACUGAAAGAAAACUUGGUGAUUGAAAGCCUGUGGCUAAAAAAACCUUCUUUUCUCGUCCACUGUGCAAGAACCUCUGAAUAUGGCAAUUUCUGGAACUAAGAAGAAAAAAGUUUCCAAGAAACUCAAGAGUUCCUGGAGAAAACAUGUGAACAUUAAAGAUGUUGAAGAAUUUUUAGAAGACCAACGACUAGACGAACGACUAGGACCACCACUGGCAACUAUUUCCAAUGAUGAAUUGUUCAAAGUGGAUGUAAAACCUGAUGAACAACUGUUGUCAUCUAAAGAAAGGCGUAAAUUGAAAGCUCUUAAACCCUUGAAAUGCCUCUCUUCUUUGGUGUCAUAUACAAAAGUUCCAGAUCCUAUUGCAAAAAGAAAUCAUGUUAGAACAAAGGAAGAAAGAAUGAACCGUUUAGUAAUGCUGAAAAAAGAAGCAAACCAGAAAAAAGGAAUAUUCACAGCAAAAGAAAUUCAAGCAAAAGCAAAUCGUGAAUUUGCUGAAGCCAGGAGACAAAAUAAACCAAAAAGAGGAGAAUUUUCAGAGGAUCUAUGGGCAGGAGUGAAAAAAUUCCCAAUUGAAUCUGAUGAAUGGGCCACAACAAAUACAAAAAAACACAAUUUGCGAGGAGUAGGUGUCCCCAUAAAAAAUGUCAGGCCAUCCUUGAAAGAGAAGAAGAGUGGUGUCCCUGCAAUAGAAGCUCCGCACCCUGGCAUGUCCUACAAUCCCAGUUACAAGGACCAUCAAGAUUUAUUGAGAGCUGUUGCUGAGAAAGAAUCUAAACUCAUCAAGGAAGAGGCACAUUUGCAGAGAUGCACCAGGGGGAUGUUCUCAAAGGUCACUGAAGAAACAAGAGAUCAUGCCUGGUUGGUGGAAAUGUCGGAAGGUUUGCCAAGCAAGGAAGGCACCAACGUAGAAGAAAACGAAGCCAGCGGCGACGAAUACAAAUCAGUGAACCCACCUACCAAAAACCAAAAGAAAACCUUGAAGCAGAGGAGGAAGCAAAAAGAGCAACUCGACCUGGCAAAAGCCAGGAGGACCUUGAAGGUAGAAAAAAAGAAAAUCACAGAUAUCCACCAAUUGAAAGUCCUGGCGAGGCAAGUUUCGAAGAUCGAGCGGCAACAAUCCAUCAUCAGGGACAUGCGCGCCAAGGUCAAGGAAUUGAAGAAAAACGAGCCGAAAGUCUUGGGCUCCAUGAAGUACGAGGAGCCCGACUUGGAGUUCAACAUGAUGCAAGACAUCGCCGGUAAUCUGAAGGACCUGAAGACGGAGGGCAGUUUGCUGGCCGACAGGUUCAAGAGCAUGCAGAAGCGCAACAUUUUGGCGCCCACCAAGAGGCAUGCGCGCAAGAAGGCCAAGGUGAAGAAGUACACGAAGCCGGGGCAUAAGGAUGAAGAUUGGAAAAAAACGGUAGCACGCAUUAUAGGUGAAACUGCGUUCAAUAAAAAAGGUGACAAAAACAUCAUUGACAACUACCGACCUAUAUCAAUUAUACCGAUACUUGGUAAAAUAUUUGAAAUAAUCAAAGACCGCUUAACAUCUUUUUUCACUCGACAGAAUACGCUACAUGAGAGUCAAUUCGGAUUCAGACAAAACUGUUCUACUGUUCAAGCAAUCCAAAAGCUGGUAUCCGACAUUAUCAAUGGAUUUGAAGAGGGAAAACAUACCAUAGUCAAUAUGUGUGAUUUGAGUAAGGCGUUCGACUGUGUAUCUUACCCAAUACUUUUAGCCAAGCUACAAUUUUAUGGUCUACGAGGAACAGCUCUGAAAUUAAUCGAAUCAUACUUAUAUGGAAGGAAACAAUCGGUAUAUAUGGAUAAACAUUGUUCUGAAAUUAGCAACAUCCAGUUUGGGGUCCCUCAGGGCUCUAUCCUUGGGCCACUUCUAUUUAUCAUCUAUGUCAAUGAUAUUUUUCAUUACAUGAGUCCAACUAAAUGUAUUUGUUAUGCAGAUGACUGUACUAUCUAUGUAUCUGAUGAAAGAAUUGAUGAUUGCGACAAUACUUCCAAAGUUUUCCAAUCAAAAGCUGAAACAUGGUUCAUUUCUAACUGUCUGAAACUAAAUAACAAUAAAACCCAAAAUAUUGUAUUCUCUACUGAUUACGCUAUUGCCAAAGGUUCUGAAGUUAGACUACUUGGUAUUGUCAUGGAUGAUAAAUUGAAGUGGUCAGCUCAUAUUGAGCAUUUGAGUAAAAAAUUGAGCUCCAAUAUUUACCUAUUAAGAAAGUUGAGUAGAUUUGCUAACAUAACAGUAUUGAAAACUGCAUAUUUUGGACUAUUUCAUUCCCAUAUUAACUAUGGUAUAACUAUCUGGGGAAACGCACCUGACUCCAUGAGAAUAUUCAGACUCAAAAAAAGAGCCUUGAGAAUAAUUGCGAAAGCGAAUUAUAGAGAUAGUUGUCGUCCAAUAUUCGUAAAUUAUGAAAUACUUCCUUUACCGUGUAUCUACAUCCUCAAUUGUUUGUUAGACAUCCAUAAAAAUAAAUAUAAUUAUCAAAGGAAUGAGGAUUUUCAUAAUUACACUACAAGAAACUGUAAGUUGAUUCGACCGAUUAGACAUCGCUUAAACACAUCUGAACGUAACUCUAUAGAUAUAAAAUUGUAUAAUAUUCUCCCUGCCAAUAUCAAAGAUACACCUAUUCAUCUUUUCAAGAAAAAAAUUGGUAAAUUUCUGUUAUCCCAUUGCUUCUACUCGGUGGGGGUAUACCUGGGGGCCGGAGUGGGAUCAUUUGAGUCUAUAUAG